Molecule: messenger RNA, 450 nt
Organism: Balearica regulorum gibbericeps (East African grey crowned-crane)
Lineage: Eukaryota; Metazoa; Chordata; Aves; Gruiformes; Gruidae
Source: RefSeq, a predicted model, not a curated record
AUGCAGAGGUUGCCACAGAUGCUGGUGGAAGAGCUGGGGCUCAUCAAACUGCAACUUCAAGCAGAAGAAAGAGGAGUGGUGUCAAUCAAAGGUGUAAGUGCAAAUCGCUUUUUGGCUAUGAAGGAGGAUGGCAGAUUGCUGGCCCUGAUUUUACAUGGUUUCUCUUUAAUGACUAGCUUUUCUCUGGCAUUCCCAAAAAUUUUCUGGGUUGAUGGACUGAUAGAUGGUGUAUAUGAAAAGAAAGUGUCGUGUCGUUGUCACACCCCCGGCCCCAGCUCCAAAUGUUUCUUUUUUGAGCGUUUGGAAUCUAAUAACUAUAACACUUACCGAUCACGGAAAUACUCUGAUUGGUAUGUGGCACUGAAAAGAACUGGACAGUACAAACCUGGACCCAAAACUGGACCUGGACAGAAAGCUAUCCUUUUCCUUCCCAUGUCUGCUAAAAGCUGA